Symbiodinium sp. CCMP2456 is the source of this 360-nucleotide messenger RNA. Lineage: Eukaryota; Dinophyceae; Suessiales; Symbiodiniaceae. The record is from the annotation of a GenBank genome assembly.
GUUCUGGAGCUUGGCGACUUCAUCCCGCAUCAUCCAGGCGGUCCUCUGAUCCGCCGCGCCAUUGGAGAAGAUGCCACGGACCUCUUCCUGUCGCAUCAUGCUCCUUCCAGCAGGGCCGCAGAGGUUCUACGUCGCUGCCGCAUUGGCAGCCUGGAAGGCCACGAGCCGAUAGAGAUCUCAGAGCUUUGGAGGACACGGCCCUUGCAGAAGCUCAUUUGGGAGCGCUUGUGCACCGCGCAGGUAGACCUCCGGGCCAAGCAGCCUUUGGCGGAAGGACUGGCCUUCUUGAUGCUUUGCGCCUUCCUCCUUUGGGCCUGGCUUUGCUACGGUUGUGGAUGGUGGCGUUUGGACGUGGCUCUU